AUGCCUGAUUUGUCGUCAUUCGCUACCACAGAAGCAUCAUCUUCUGCCGGAGCGGCUGGAGGUGAAGACCUGGACGACCAACGAGACGGCGACCGGGAAUCCUGCGACUCUCGGGAGUCCACGUCAGCCUGGUCCACCGCUUACACCACGUGGCCGUCUACCCUUCAGUCCACCUCCUCAUCCAUAAUCAUGAGUCUGAAGCGGGGAGGCGGAGAUCUGUCUUCAUUACUCCUCUGGUCAUUUCUGUUGCUCCCGGCGGCUCCUCUCAUCCUCAUCUCGCUACCGUUCUGCCUGCUAAUGCCGAAGCGCGUUCGCUUGGCGGACGGACGGCUACUGGCGUGGCAGGAGUUUGGAGUCCCGCAGGGAAGCGCGCGUCACACUCUCCUGGUCGUCCACGCACCCCCUCUCUGCCGCACAGCGGGUUUUCCAGGUCUCAGUGAGGCAUUCUUUCAUCAACGGUCCAUCCGCGUGAUCUCCUUCGACCUUCCUGGUACAGGGUUCAGCGAUCCUCUCCCUCUCCAAGCCACCACCACAACGGCAUCAUUCGCCUCUGCUGUUGCUGACGACAUCAAGCAGCUAGCGCAGCAGCUGCACAUAGUACCUGGGUUGUGGAUUGUGGGCUUUGGCCUAGGCUCCCCUCUUGCUCAUGCCGCUGCUGAAAGGCUGGGCCAAGGGCUUGUAGCAGGUCUGCUGCUGCUGGGGCCACCAGGGGUUCUGAACACUGGCGAAGGUGGUGACACUAACGAGGAAAUUAGGGGCCGUGAAACGGGCAUGCAUGCGGGAGUGGAGGAGAGGCGACCAGGCGGCCAGCCUGAGGUGGUGAUGUCACGACAGCAGGCUGGCGGAGUGUGGCAGCUAGUGCAGCAGUCGUUCAGGGGACGCAUAGCCAGCGCUGUGUUGCGUAUAGUGGUUCCGCGCGUGCUGGUGCAGUCAGUUGUGGCGCUGCUCCGGACCUCUCCUGCGGUUCUCAAGUGGAUUGUGACUGCCACUUCACUUCGUCCCAUUUCUCCCCGUGUUGUCUCGCUCAUAUGUGAUGGCUUGCUGGGUGCAGUUCAGCAGGGCGACCUUCCCUAUCUACUGAACCUACUUGUCCUAACACUGCAGCCCCACAACACUCAGCCGUGUCCUGCUAAUAACCCAUUUUUCUCAGGGCCUGUCUACACCUACAAGGUGUUUGACGAACCAAGCAUCGCAUUCCCAGAGGGAAAGGAUAAUCUUCUAAAGUUCGAGAUCACGAUAAAGCCAGAUGAAGGCUACUACUUGGGAGGAACGUUCACUUUCAGCUUCGAGGUUCAACCCUCUUACCCUCAUGAAGCUCCCAAAGUGAAGUGCAAAACCAAGGUGUACCACCCAAACAUUGACCUGGAAGGGAAUGUUUGUCUAAACAUUUUGAGAGAAGACUGGAAGCCUGUUUUGAGCAUCAACUCCAUUGUCUACGGCUUGCAGUUUCUUUUCUUGGAUCCCAAUCCUGAUGACCCCUUGAACCAUGAAGCAGCAGAGGUUCUGCGCACCAAUCCACGGCAAUUCGACUACAAUGUGAAGCGGUCCAUGGCUGGUGGAUAUGUUGGAGGGCAUACAUUUCCUCGCUGCAUAUGA
This is a messenger RNA of Closterium sp. Naga37s-1, 1596 nucleotides long. The record is from the annotation of a GenBank genome assembly. Lineage: Eukaryota; Viridiplantae; Streptophyta; Zygnematophyceae; Desmidiales; Closteriaceae.